Molecule: messenger RNA, 2028 nt
Organism: Capsella rubella
Lineage: Eukaryota; Viridiplantae; Streptophyta; Magnoliopsida; Brassicales; Brassicaceae
Product: non-specific phospholipase C6
Exons: 3
Coding region: 306-1880 (524 amino acids)
Biological process (GO): phospholipid catabolic process
Molecular function (GO): hydrolase activity, acting on ester bonds
Source: RefSeq, a predicted model, not a curated record
AAAAACCAAAGCACAAGUAGUGGAACCAAUUUUUUUUAAAAAGCAGUAAAUAGACACCAUAGCUUUUUCUUGCUUCUUCUGCUCUCUACACUUCACAUUUACCCAACACCUUCUUUUUCCUACUUUUCUCUUUUUGUUUUGGUUUCCAAAGAGACAAUUAUCUUCUCACCACUGUCUCUUUUAUGUUCUUUCAAGAAAAACCAAUCUUCAGGCAAAAACAAAACCACAGAAUCAAAUUCUUACACAGAAGAAAAAGCUUAUAAAUCGUAUUCUUUUCUCCCCAAGAACGACUCACCAUUCAUGAAAUGAAACUAUCUUCAGUUUCAAGAUUUUCUUUAACUUUCUCACACUUCCUCACACUCUAUUGUCUUCUCAUACCUACCCAUGUAGCUCAAGGAUCUCAUCAAUGGGAGUCACCAAUCAAAACCGUCGUCGUUCUUGUAUUGGAGAAUCGAUCUUUCGAUCAUCUCUUGGGUUGGAUGAAGAAAUCAGUUAACCCGACUAUUAACGGUGUAACCGGUCAAGAAUGCAACCCGGUUCCUAAUUCUACUCAAACCAUUUGUUUCACUAGCGAUGCUGAGUUCGUGGAUCCGGAUCCGGGUCAUUCGUUCGAAGCUGUUGAGCAACAGGUUUUCGGGUCCGCGUUAUCCGGGUCGGGUCAGAUCCCGUCUAUGACGGGUUUCGUCGAACAAGCGCUUUCCAUGCCGGGGAAUUUGUCGGAGACUGUGAUGAAAGGCUUUAGGCCUGAAUCUGUACCGGUUUACGCUGAGCUGGUUAAAGAAUUUGCUGUGUUCGACCGGUGGUUUUCUUCUAUUCCUGGUCCGACUCAACCGAACCGGUUAUUUGUCUACUCUGCUACCUCUCAUGGUUCAACCAGCCAUGUCAAGAAACAACUCGCUCAAGGGUAUCCACAAAAGACUAUAUUCGAUUCGCUACAUAGCAACGACAUAGACUUUGGAAUAUACUUUCAGAAUAUUCCGACAACGUUGUUCUACCGUAAUCUCCGACAGCUAAAAUACAUUUUUAAUUUGCAUCAGUACGAUCUUGCAUUCAAGAGAGACGCAGCCAAAGGAAAGUUACCGAGCUUAACCGUAAUCGAACCGAGGUAUUUCGAUCUCAAGGGUUUACCGGCCAACGACGACCAUCCGUCGCACGACGUUGCUAAUGGUCAGAAGCUGGUUAAGGAAGUUUACGAGUCACUUAGGUCGAGUCCGCAGUGGAACCAGACGCUGCUAGUCAUAACUUAUGAUGAGCACGGUGGGUUCUAUGAUCAUGUCAAGACUCCUUAUGUCGGUAUACCAAACCCGGAUGGGAAUACUGGACCGGCUCCUGGUUUCUUUAAAUUUGACCGGUUAGGUGUUCGGGUUCCUACUAUUAUGGUUUCGCCUUGGAUUAAAAAAGGAACCGUGGUGAGUGAGGCUAAAGGACCAACAGAGAGCUCAGAGUAUGAACACUCAUCAAUACCAGCGACCAUCAAGAAACUCUUCAAUCUAUCUUCCAAUUUCUUGACACAUAGAGAUGCUUGGGCUGCUACGUUCGAAGACGUUGUAUCUCACUUAACCUCUCCUAGAACCGAUUGUCCUAUGACUCUUCCUGAUGUUGCGCCCAUUAGAACCACUGAGCCUAAAGAGGACGCAGCGCUUUCUGAGUUUCAGGGUGAAGUGGUUCAGCUUGCGGCCGUUCUCAAUGGCGAUCAUUUCCUCAGUAGCUUCCCCGACGAAGUUGGGAAGAAGAUGACUGUGAAACAAGCUCAUGAGUAUGUCAAAGGAGCUACAUCUAGGUUCAUUAGAGCUAGUAAAGAGGCAAUGAAGCUUGGUGCCGAUAAAUCUGCUAUUGUCGAUAUGCGAUCUUCGCUCACUACACGGUCACGCAACCUGUGACCCCACUAAUGAAAACGAUUAAAAAAACUUGUGAAGAUUGGUGGGUUUGUUCGUUUGCUUGCUUGCUCUGUUUUGAUCUGAAAAUGUGUGAUUUGAUGUUUGAAAACUGGAAUUAAGGAACAAAGAUAUAGACCAAAUUCAAAUGUUA